GCCUAAUUUCUUCCGUUUUUGUCAAGAGCUAUGCAAUUGGUGUGGAUUCAAUUUGUAAAAUGUUACUUUUCUUUCUGCAUCACCUGAGAGUAUUUUUUUUGAUCAUACACCCUUAUGAAUGAAUCUAAAAAGUUAGACUCCUAAACUAGUUCCGCUCCUCUCUCUCUCUUCAAUGAUAACCCUAACUAUAAACAUUUUAGCUAUUACGAUUGAAGUAUGCAAUGUGCGUAACUUUAGAUUGCAGUAAAUCGUUAGUUUCUUUUGACUUGUGCAGCGGAAGCUUCACAACGGUGUUCCUAAAUUAGGUCUUGCAACUUCUUGAUUAAAUUUACGAAGUAUCUGUCGGUGGAAGAGUCUUUCAAAUCUUGCGAAAAGAUUUGUAAGGACCGUUUGAUUAAUUUUAGAAGUUAUCGGAAAAUGUUUUUGGAAGAAUUAACUUGAGGAUGGUCUCCACGGUAAUUUAUUGUUCCACUCAUCCGUAGGCAAAAACCUAACAAGAUCGUAUCAUCUUAUGUUAGUAUUAAAAAUUUGGACUAUCCUCUAACAAUGUCAAUAAAUGGUUUAGUUUAAGGUAAAAGCGUAUAGUUAGACUCUCCAUUUUUCCUACAUUGAAUACCUAGGCUUAUUUUACCGUGUAUUAAUUUUUUUUUAUGGAAAGUUGUUUGAAACAAUUAAAGAGGGAUAAGAGGUUCGAUUUUUGUGAUAAUGGUUUUGCUUUGGUUAGCUUGUAUGCAUCUCUGAAAAUGAUAGGAAAAGUUUCUUUCAAUCACUCUAUGCUCUAGCAUAAAACAUUUGGUGUUGCUCCAGGGAGAUAAUAAAAGUUAAAAAAAAAAAGAAAAAAAAAAAGACAAAAGAACUAUAAAAGGAAGAGAUAUAUGGAGAAAAGCAGAACCAUUGAAAAUGAGGGUGUUUUGAGAGGGAAAUAAUUAAUCCUAAAAACUUGCCUAAUAUGAUGGAUAUAUGGUGAAUUAUCCACAUUUCUAUCUAGCAUAUCAAACUUAUGUUAAUGUCUAACAAUCUGAACGAACACUAACACUAAUUGUUUCAACAAAAUAAAUUUCCAUGCUUUCCAUUUCAAUUAUUAGAGUAAAUUCUUCACCAAACCAUCCUCUUUCUUCAUUUGCUUCUUUAAUCAGUAGUUUUUGUAACAAAAAUGGUAAAACGAAGAGUUUCAGAUUCAAUAGGAGUAGUCCAAGGUCGAUAUCGUCAAGAAUUAUUUAUAUGUCAAUUUUCAGAUAUGGUCAAUUCCAAAGGAUGUUUAUGGUCUGGAGGUGACCCUUUCGCUUUCAGUUUACCACUGGUGUUGGCACAAUUGAUUUUCAUUUUCUUCGUCACCAGAAUUACUUUUUUCCUCAUCAGACCUCUUAAACAAAGUAUGGUCAGUGCACAACUUAUUGCUGGUGUUUUCAUGGGGCAAUCAGGCUUAUGUCGUAACAGAGCGUUUGCGGCCUUAAUGUUUCCACCAAGAGGAAGAAUGGUACUACAAACAGUUGCAGAUCUUGCUUUCAUGUUUCAUCUUUUUGUUCUUGGAAUUCAUGUAGAUCCAACAAUGGUGAAAAGAGCGGGGAGAAAUGCGAUGCUAAUUGGUGCGUCCAGUUUCGCGUUGCCUUUUGUACUUGGAUGUCUAGCUAGUUAUACAUUACCUCAUUUGGCUGUAGUAGAUGAAGCAACAGCUCAUUUGCUGCCUUAUGUAGCCGUACUUAACUCAGCGUCUUUCUUUCCUGUGAUCACCAGCCUUCUUGGCGACCUUAAGAUUCUAAACUCAGAAAUUGGUCGAAUAGCUACAUUGGCUUCUAUGGUUACUGACAUUUGUAUAUAUGUCAUUUUCGUAAUUGGGACUACCAUAAAUUCAUCAGCAAGUUAUUCAAAGUGGAAUGGAGCAUUGUGCAUAGCAUGGAUAGGUACUUUCUUGAUAGUAGUUGUGUUUGCAGUAAGGCCAUUUGUGCAACACAUUGCUAGGACUAUACCUGAAAAAGGGUCUAUGAAGGAAAGCCAGUUUCUAGUCGUAGCUAUGAUAGUUUUGAUCUGUGGAUUUGUCGCGGAGUCUCUUGGACAACCUGCUGCUCUUGGUACUUUUAUUUUGGGCAUGGUGGUACCCGAGGGACCUCCUCUAGGGUCAUCUUUGGUUUACAAAAUUGAUUCUUUAUGUACUGGAUUGUUGCUUCCUGCUAAGUUUGCUAUUAGUGGUUUAGCAAUGGACAUUUUCGCAAUAGGAAAAGGAAAGAGUCUUUUAGGCGUUGAAGCAGUGAUCGUCUUAGGUUAUUUUGGAAAAUUUGCUGGCACUCUUGUUCCAGCAGUUCAUUUUGGUGUUCCUUUUAGAGAUGCACUUUCUCUUGCUCUCAUCAUGUGUUGCAAAGGAAUUAUCGAGGCAUCCCUCUAUAUCGGCCUCAGGGAUAAUGGAAUAAUAACAAAUGAAGCGUAUGCGCUUUUGUUAAUCACAAUGUUGGUGAUUACGGGAGCUUUGAGACCCUUAAUUUGGUACCUCUAUGAUCCAUCAAGAAGGUAUUUAGGCUACAGAACAAAUAGUAUACAACAUUUGGAUCCUACGAGUGAGCUUCGGAUACAGGUAUGUAUUCACAAUGAAGAUAAUGUUCCAAGUAUUGUUAAUCUUCUAGAAGCCUCCAAUCCAAGUAGAAGGAGACCUAUUUCAGUGUUUGUUCUUAAUCUAAUGGAACUCAAAGGUAGCGCGGCUGCAUUGCUGGUGCCAACGCAUAAUAGAAGAGGCAAGGCUAAACUGACGUCUCUGCCAAGCAGAACAGAACAUAUAUCAAACGCGUUCAACAUUUUCGCGCACAGAAAUCAAGGUUCUGUGGCUGUUCAACACUUCACAUCCAUUGUUCCUUAUGCCACUAUGCACGAUGACAUAUGUACAAUCGGGAUGGAAAAAGGUGUCAAUAUUGUGAUCGUCCCGUUCCACAAGCAGUGGGCGAUUGAUGGAACAGUAGGAGCCAAUUUUCCUGCUAUUCGAAUGGUGAACCAACAGGUACUCUAUAAAGCACCUUGCUCGGUUGGGAUCCUAGUUGAUCGAGGUCAAUUAGCUGAUAACCAACAAAUCUUAUUCGGCCAUUCUUUCUUUCGUGUUACAAUGCUCUACCUUGGCGGUCCUGAUGAUGAUGAGGCGCUUGCCUACUGCAGCAGGAUGCUAGAGCAUCCGCACAUCAGCCUAACUCUCGUCUGGCUCAGACAUUCUAGUGGCAAUAUCGAUAACAGUGUGGAGUCAGAUACGAUACGUUGGUUCAAGGCUAAUAACAUUGGUGCAGAAAGGGUGAGUUACAAAGAAGAAGUGGUGAAAGAUGCAGUGGGGACGACUCAGGUUCUUCGUUCACUCGAGCACAAUUGUGAUCUUUGUAUAGUUGGUCGAGACCAUGAACAAUCUGAGUUAACACUAGGGAUUAAUGAAUGGAUUGAGUGUCCAGAACUAGGAUUUAUUGGAGACAUGUUAGCGACUUCGGAUUAUAGUUUUUCGUUGCUAGUUGUGCAACAAAUACCACCAGGGACUGAGUUUAUGAACAGCCACUCCCUGAAGCCUGUAUCUAGCAGUUAUUAUUCUAGUUCAGGGAAAUAUAGUCAUCGUUCUGGUUUUGGCUCUUUUGGGUAGCAGCUGAAGUAGUUUUGCCUCUUUGAUCAAUACCAAAAAAAGGCCAGCCCGGUGCACUAAGCUCUCGCUAUGCGGGGGGUCCGGGAAAGGGCCGAACCACAAGGAUCUAUUGUACGAAGCCUUAUCAAGAAUGGUCAAUACCAAGAAUGUAGAAAAUAGCUUGAAGGAAGGAUAGAAAAGAAUGGUCUUCUCUGUAUUAUAAAUCUGGACAGAAUUGUUUGUAGAAAUUAGGAAGCACAAAGUUCAGUCUGUGUAAUUAGUUAGAAUGCAAGUUUUUUUUGGUUGUUUUAAGUUUUCAACAAAUAGCCUCACAUAGCAUG
Molecule: messenger RNA, 3918 nt
Organism: Nicotiana tabacum (common tobacco)
Lineage: Eukaryota; Viridiplantae; Streptophyta; Magnoliopsida; Solanales; Solanaceae
Product: cation/H(+) antiporter 14
Biological process (GO): proton transmembrane transport; regulation of pH
Cellular component (GO): membrane; endomembrane system
Molecular function (GO): antiporter activity
Source: RefSeq, a predicted model, not a curated record